Messenger RNA from Poecilia latipinna (sailfin molly), 3153 nucleotides. RefSeq names its product muscleblind-like protein 1. The transcript has 6 exons. Gene Ontology annotation, molecular function: metal ion binding; RNA binding. Gene Ontology annotation, biological process: regulation of RNA splicing. The record is from RefSeq and is a predicted model, not a curated record. Bases 1306 to 2178 code for a protein of 290 amino acids. Lineage: Eukaryota; Metazoa; Chordata; Actinopteri; Cyprinodontiformes; Poeciliidae. Gene Ontology annotation, cellular component: cytoplasm; nucleoplasm.
CUCCCUCCUACUCCUCCUCCUCUUUCCUCCUCCUCCUCCUCCUCCACAGCUGUUGCUACUGCCGCCCAGCGAGCAGCACUUCCCUGCAGCAGACAGACGAUCCAGAGGCUGGGGGAUCAGUAAAGACACAACCCAACCCGUCUCAGCACAGCUCGGCACAGCCCGGCUCAGACGCUCGAAGAGAGCCUGGGGAGGGGAUACACUGCAACACAUUCACACACGCACACAAACACGCACGCGCAGGAGCGCGCGCGUGCGCGAUCAGACACACACUCCUCCUCUCUCUCUCGCGCUCGUUUUCUCUCUCUCGCUCUCUCACUCUGGUGCUCGGUUCUGCACUGCUCCUUCACUCAUUCGCUGCUGAUUCACUCACUCCCUCGCUUGCCUCUCCUCUGCCAGUCGCUCUGCCUUGCUGCGUUCUGCCUGCCUUCCCCCUGCCCGCCUGCCUGCCUGAGAAUGGUCCAGCCGGUGCCUAAGGGUCUGCUGUCGCGGCCUGUCUGAAUGCGCGCAUAAACACACAGAGCCAGUCGACACACGGAAGCUCACGCGCACAGAACUGGAGAGCAAUGUGAGAGAGGAAGUGCCUUCCCUGAUGUCUGCUGCAGCUUUGACCUGCUUCUACAGCUGAAGCUCCAUCCCUCCCCUCUUCCCUUGCUCGCUCGCUUGCUGCCACAGUUUUAAGAGUAAAGGGACAACGACCACGCCCUUCCCCGUUGCUCCACCAUCAGCAUCCACUCCAACAUCAGCCCUACUCACCAGACGACCCUCGCUGCUCACCACCAGCUGACCAGCCUUACCACUGCACCGCCAGGCCCCACAAACAGCAUUUCACCCACCUUGCCUUUCACCAUCGCCUUCAGCCCCUUAAGGCCUCUGUUCAGUCCUCAGUGUCCUUAACCUUCCUGAAGCAGACUAUACAGACUGUCACCUUUGUUGCCUGCUUCACUGCACCCAACCAGAGGGCUCUCUCUUUUUGCAUAUUGCAUAAGAGAGUAAGCAAUAAACACAAACAGUGAGGAGGAACAAGUUGGCUAAGACGUCUCCUGGAUAUCUCGGACCUGUUGUCAGAUGCUGUUUUGCAUCGGGAAAAUGACUCAUUAACGUCCACAGCAAAACACUGUCCUGCAGCAUUUCACCAAGCCGUACGUUUCUGAAUGUUUCAUUUCAGCUUGUCACAAGCAGCAACGAUAACAAGGAAGACAUUUAAAACAAGGCAGGACAAUAGUGGAUUAAAACACUAGAAGAAGUACUUUAUCCGCACUUGAACGUAUCUUUGCUAGGAACACCUUUUGCCUGCGUUUUGCCAUGGCCAUGAACAUAGCACACAUCCGCGACACAAAGUGGCUCACACUGGAAGUAUGCCGGGAAUUUCAGAGGGGCACGUGCUCGCGCUCCGACCAGGAGUGCAAGUUUGCCCAUCCGGCCAAGAGCUGCCAGGUGGACAACGGACGGGUGAUUGCUUGCUUCGACUCCCUCAAGGGCCGUUGUUCCAGGGAGAACUGCAAGUACCUGCACCCUCCUCCCCAUCUAAAGACCCAGCUGGAGAUCAAUGGCAGGAACAAUCUGAUUCAGCAGAAGAAUAUGGCCAUGCUGGCCCAGCAGAUGCAGCUUGCCAAUGCCAUGAUGCCCGGCACGCAGCUACCCCCUAUGCCCAUGUUUUCAGUGACACCAGGCCUGGCGACCAACGCCAGCGCAGCAGCAGCUGCUGCCGCUGCAGCCUUUAAUCCCUACCUGAGCCCUGUGUCUCCGAGCCUGAUGCCUCCGGAGAUCCUGCCCAGCACCCCCAUGCUCAUGGCCUCCAGCCCCACCGUCAGCCAAGUUCCCAAUGCCGCUGCUGCCGCAGCCCAGAAACUGCUGAGAACAGACCGGCUUGAGGUGUGCCGGGAGUACCAGAGGGGAAACUGCGCUCGGGGGGAGGGCGAGUGCCGCUUCGCUCACCCUGCAGACAGCACCAUGAUUGACACCAAUGACAACACCGUCACUGUGUGCAUGGACUACAUCAAGGGCCGGUGCACCAGGGAAAAGUGCAAGUACUUUCACCCCCCGGCCCACCUGCAGGCCAAAAUUAAGGCCACCCAGCAUCAGGUGAACCAGGCCACGGCUGCCGCGGCCAUGACUCAGUCGGCUGUCAAAUCACUGAAGCGACCCCUCGACGCAACCUUUGACCUGGUACUAUGACCUUUCACCUUUUAGCUUGGCACGCAUGUGGCUUUGUUGUGCAGCAGUGUUUUAACCAAAGAUACUUAGCUUUUUGUUGUUGUGUGUUUUUUUGUUUUGUUUUGUUUUACAAUGUUCGUCUCAGUGCAGUGUGUGUUCUUCUCCUUCUUCUUCUUGUUACUCUAUAACUGCUGCUUGUGAUACAAUGACUGUGGCCCGUUAAGAGUUCAAACGGUUUGUGUCAAAUGUGCAAAAACACAAAUUCACUGUUGCAGAUUGUGGUAAAGAGCCACAGUCAUUUCAUCGCCUGCAGCCUGUCUAACAAAAGUUAGCGAGGGCGAGGGAAGUAGAGCUUCUAUUAAAGUGGCAUGGCUUCAAGUCUUGUGUGUCUAAAUGUCAGUGUCAAUCAAAUGUGUGCAUGUCUGUGUUGCUAGUGCAUGGGUAAUGGAUCUGGGUGGGGGCUAGGCUAACCAAACAGGAGUGAUCCCACAUUAACAGGUUAGUUGUAACAAAUGAUAGUUCACUCAUAUCUUGAUCUUGACACUAAUCACCAGAAGUCAAGAAUGGCCUAACGCCAAGUGUUACGCCUUGCAGUUAUUUAUUUGAUUAUUUAUUUUCUUGGCUUUAAACCAUUUUUGAUAGAUUUUUUUAUUUUUUUUCUGAGAGUGAACCAUCACUUAAACAUGGCUUACACAGUUUAUCAUGGAGCUAGCAGUGCAGCCUCCCUUUCUCUGUGCUUACUACCUGUUCCACCUCGUUAGCAGCCUCAUUGUUUUAAUGGUUAAUGCUUGCUUUAUUAGUCAGCCUUAUGUGUGUGUAAAGUUAAUAAUAAAGCCUUUUUUUAUUAAUAUGUAAAUGCCUGUCAGCUCAUAGCUCCAGUAGGCAUCAUGCUCCUGCUUGUGUAGUAUUUGUGUCAGACUGCUGCUUGCUUGCUACUGAUGAUAUGAUAUUGUAAUUGUUGUACACACAAAGAUGUUGUGGCUCUGUUUCUCUGAU